AUGCCCAACACCCACCGCCACGCCCUUCAAAUCGUCCCCCGGCCCCAGGAAGAUAUUGAUGAAAUCUUCGAAGCUAUAGAAACCAAUAACUUCGACAGUUCCAUCUUCGGGGAAGCAGGUGCGGUAUACCACGACAAACUAACACGGCGACUCAUGCCUACGACACCAAUGUUCCAACAUUACAACAUCAUUCCUGAGGUGCCAUACCCAAGGACUGUAGCUGCUCCGAACGAUAGACUGCAAACGCCUGAUACACCGACACCGAAGCCCAAGCCUAAGCGUAAGCCUAGGAAGAGGAAGCGGGAUCAGACGCCACAGGAUAUGGUUGGGCAGGAGGUGGAUGGAAUUAAGCAGGAGCCGGUGGAGAAGAAGCUGAAGGGUGUGAAGGUCGAAGAUACCACGUAG
Molecule: messenger RNA, 405 nt
Organism: Alternaria arbusti
Lineage: Eukaryota; Fungi; Ascomycota; Dothideomycetes; Pleosporales; Pleosporaceae
Exons: 2
Coding region: 1-405 (134 amino acids)
Source: RefSeq, a predicted model, not a curated record